This is a messenger RNA of Daphnia carinata, 1610 nucleotides long. Its product is annotated as IDLSRF-like peptide. The transcript is spliced from 6 exons. The coding region runs from base 295 to 948 and encodes 217 amino acids. Gene Ontology annotation, molecular function: protein binding. NCBI's taxonomy places the organism in Eukaryota, Metazoa, Arthropoda, Branchiopoda, Diplostraca, Daphniidae. The record is from RefSeq and is a predicted model, not a curated record.
AGUGGGCGGCGCGGAGGAAUUGUGGUUCCGGCGCAUUGCGCAGCACUACACCUGCACCACUUUGUAAUAAAAUGUGAGCUCCUGUCUAUAAAAGGAGAGGUCCAACCAAAGAAGAUGUUUUCUUCCAUUUGUAGCUGCGCGUACUGACCGAACGCGAGUCCCGCCGAUUUUUUUAAAACAAAAAAUCUUUUGAAAAUUGGAAUUUGUCUACCUUGUCGAAUUCAAAAAAAAAGGCAGCUCACCUAUUCGUGUCUCCCACCAUACAAAUCUGACACACACAAAGAAAGCAAAUAAAUGAUGGCUGUAAAAAUGGGCGUGAUCGAUUCGACGUCUUCAUCCUCGAGGACUCACCUGGCGUUGCGUCUCUCGCUGGCUGUACUCAUGAUAACCACCAUGUUAGCUGGCAGUGGCGAUGCUAUCGACCUGAUGAAAUUACUCGAUCAAAAACACCGAAGCUUCAAACGAGCUGGUGAACCUUGUCACCCGUACGAGCCAUUCAAAUGCCCCGGCGAUGGAGCCUGCAUUUCAAUUCAGUAUUUGUGCGACGGAGCUGCCGACUGUCCCGACGGAUACGACGAAGAUCUUCGCCUCUGCACUGCAGCCAAACGACCUCCUGUCGAAGAAACGGCCAGCUUCCUGCAAGCCCUAAUCAGUAGCCACGGACCGGAUUUCCUCGAGAAGCUUUUCGGUGCAAAAGCUCGUAACGCGCUGGAACCUUUGGGAGGCGUCGAGCGCGUCGCCAUCGCCCUUUCAGAAUCUCAGACCAUCGGCGAUUUCGGGAGCGCGUUGCGUCUAAUGCGCUCGGACUUGGAACAUUUGCGAUCGAUUUUCGCCGGCAUCCAGAGCGGCGACAUGACGGCAUUGGCUUCGUUGGGGAUUAAAGACGCUGAACUGGGCGAUGUCAAAUUCUUCUUGGAGAAACUCAUCAAAACUGGAUUUCUCGACUAAAAGGAAAAAGAGGAAAAGGAAAUGGCAGAAGUGUCAUUGGCAGAAAAUAUUCACUGCGUCAAGUGAAAGACAAAAAGAUAAUAAUAAAAAUAAUUCGGCCAACAGGCAAAUUCUAAAAAAAGUAAAGAUGAACUCCGUGUAGCACAAAGAAAAAAGAGAAGCAAAUAGCCCUUCUAUAUAAGAAUUAAUGUCUGAAUAUUCCCUUUCUAAUUGUUGGUUAUUUUAAGUAGAAGUUUUUCAUUUAAUCAAAUUAGCUUUUAAAAAAAAAUAUGCUGUAUACAUAGGCUAAAGUUUACAUUUUCUGUGCUAGCGUCUAUGCGCCGGAUGGAUUUUAUGAUCCAAAGUCUUCUCUACAAAAUCAUCCUACAGACGCACACUAGUUGUGUUGACCUGCAUCGAACCGAUUACCGGGAAAGUCAUUUUCGUUUAUUGUUUUUUCUUUUAAUAAUUCAACGCUGGUUCGCCAUCGAUUUGCAAGAGACAUCUAGCACGGACCUGAAGAUGGAAAAGAGAAAAAUUAGCUCGAUGAAAUGAAGUAUGGAUUAUUAUAUUUACGCGAAUCAUGUAACCUUCUUCUCUUUCUUCUAUACACACAAUCAUAUGGCUAUCCAUUAUCUUCGAUGUUAACGUCAGAGUCUUCUAAAAAUAGGAUGAAAAAACAA